AUGGAUAUUUCAUUUGCUUUGACGGGCAAGGGCUAUGUUAUAGUUGCCGCUGACAUGACCGCCGCACGCUCCAUCAUCAAGAUGAAGUCGGACGAGGACAAAAUAAAGGUCCUAGGUCCCAACCUUCUCAUGGCUUACUCUGGAGAACCAGGUGACACCGUGCAGUUCGCCGAAUACGUGGAGAGAAACAUCCGUCUAUACCAGAUCCGCAACGACUAUGCACUGCGCCCGCCCUCAGCCGCGUCCUGGAUACGCCGUGCUCUCGCAGAUUCUGCUCGGUCACGCCGACCGUAUGCAGUCAACCUCCUUCUCGGCGGGUACGACACGAGCACACACAGCCCUCAUCUAUACUGGGUCGACUACCUCGGCACGCAAGCAAGUGUCCCGUUUGCCGCGCACGGCUACGGCAGCUACUUUGCACUCAGUUUACUCGAUCGUUAUCAUAAUCCGGAAGCAACGCUGGAGGAAGGUCUCGCUGUCUUGCGGAGGUGCAUCGACGAGGUCGCGAAGCGGCUGAUUGUGGCGCCAGGGAGAUACAAGGUGAAGGUGGUAGACAAGGAUGGUGUUCGGGAAGUCGAGCUGUAG
Molecule: messenger RNA, 585 nt
Organism: Sparassis crispa
Lineage: Eukaryota; Fungi; Basidiomycota; Agaricomycetes; Polyporales; Sparassidaceae
Product: Probable proteasome subunit beta type-4
Exons: 3
Coding region: 1-585 (194 amino acids)
Biological process (GO): proteasomal protein catabolic process
Cellular component (GO): proteasome core complex, beta-subunit complex; cytosol; nucleus
Molecular function (GO): peptidase activity
Source: RefSeq, a predicted model, not a curated record